CUAUCUCUUUCACGUCAGCUUUUGCUUUACUAAAAUGACGACUUUAUCCAGCACCAUUCAACAUUUAUAUUAUAUAAUAACAUAAAUCAGAAACUUGAUGGCGAUCAGCAAAGACCAGAACAGAACAUAACAGAGGUCCAAAGAAAGGACCCAAUUGCGCUUUUUCUUCUUCCAGUUGCUUGCUUUUCCCAAGAUUCUCCUACCCACUAAACGCGCCAUCGUAUUAGCCCCAUCACUCUUAUCUCUCCAAAUUUGUGUCCUGAACUCUUUUUAAAUCUUAACUCUUCUCUCCAUUUUCCUCACUAACUGCACUCUGCGCUCUUCAUUUCCUCGGCCUUCAACAUGGUGGCUGAUUCCAAGGGCAAAUCGAACAUUUCCUUCGCUGGUACUUUCGCCAGUAGCGCUUUUGCAGCUUGUUUCGCCGAGAUUUGCACUAUUCCUUUGGACACUGCUAAAGUUAGGCUUCAGCUGCAAAAGAAAGGAGUUGGUGGAGAUGGAUUGGUCUUACCGAAAUACAAGGGUUUAUUGGGAACAGUUGGUACCAUUGCUCGGGAAGAGGGUCUAGCGGCACUCUGGAAAGGCAUUGUGCCUGGGUUGCAUCGUCAAUGCUUAUUUGGAGGGUUGAGGAUUGGAUUGUAUGAGCCUGUUAAGACCUUCUAUGUGGGAAGUGAUUUUGUUGGAGAUGUUCCUUUAUCGAAGAAAAUUCUUGCUGCGUUUACAACCGGUGCUAUAGGAAUCACGAUUGCAAAUCCAACUGAUCUUGUUAAAGUAAGACUUCAAGCUGAAGGAAAAUUACCUCCUGGUGUACCAAGGCGCUAUUCAGGAGCAUUGAAUGCUUAUUCUACAAUUGUGAGACAGGAAGGACUUGGGGCUCUUUGGACUGGACUUGGACCUAAUGUUGCACGAAACGCCAUCAUAAAUGCAGCUGAACUAGCCAGUUAUGAUCAAGUGAAGCAGACAAUUCUGAAAAUCCCAGGCUUUACAGAUAAUGUUGUCACUCAUCUCCUUUCUGGUCUUGGAGCUGGGUUUUUUGCCGUUUGUAUUGGUUCACCGGUUGAUGUGGUUAAAUCUAGAAUGAUGGGGGAUUCUGCUUAUAAGAGCACACUGGAUUGUUUCAUUAAGACUCUGAAAAAUGAUGGGCCGCUUGCAUUUUACAAGGGCUUUAUCCCAAACUUUGGACGGCUAGGAUCUUGGAACGUGAUCAUGUUUUUAACCUUAGAGCAGGCUAAAAAAUUUGUGAGAAGCAUAGAAUCCUCUUGAGCUUAAAACUGUGAUGAUCAAUACUCAAGUUCAUGAAAUCUGCAUAGCAAUUACCAUGGAAGCUAUAUCAUAGGGAAUAAUGAAGUCCACAGGAGCCAUAAGUCUUGUCAUUUUAAAGGGGGGAUUCUGGCAAAACACAGACACGAUUGAAGUCAAUAAUUGAGAAUCUCAUUUCUGGGAUUCAACAUUGUUUCAAGUUUUAAUCAUUUGCUGUUUUUACCCCUUUGGAUGGGGUCCUUAAAGCUUAUUGCUUUCUGUUGUGCCUUUAAAGAAGGAGAUUUUGGUUCCAGUGUUACACAAUAUCAGUUUUGUAUGAGGAAAUUAAUGUUCAAUUAAAAAGUAAAUCUUCAUACAAA
Messenger RNA from Mangifera indica (mango), 1616 nucleotides. RefSeq names its product mitochondrial uncoupling protein 1-like. The transcript has 9 exons. Gene Ontology annotation, biological process: mitochondrial transmembrane transport; mitochondrial transport. Gene Ontology annotation, molecular function: oxidative phosphorylation uncoupler activity. The coding region runs from base 343 to 1260 and encodes 305 amino acids. Lineage: Eukaryota; Viridiplantae; Streptophyta; Magnoliopsida; Sapindales; Anacardiaceae. Gene Ontology annotation, cellular component: mitochondrial membrane. The record is from RefSeq and is a predicted model, not a curated record.